Henningerozyma blattae CBS 6284 is the source of this 912-nucleotide messenger RNA. RefSeq names its product arginase (gene CAR1). The record is from RefSeq and is a predicted model, not a curated record. Gene Ontology annotation, molecular function: manganese ion binding; arginase activity. The transcript has a single exon. The coding region runs from base 1 to 912 and encodes 303 amino acids. Gene Ontology annotation, cellular component: nucleus; cytosol; cytoplasm. NCBI's taxonomy places the organism in Eukaryota, Fungi, Ascomycota, Saccharomycetes, Saccharomycetales, Saccharomycetaceae.
AUGGUAUUAGCUCCAUUUUCGGGAGGUCAAUUGAAAUAUGGUGUGGAAAAAGGUCCUGAUUUUCUACUAAAGCAUGGCCUAGAAAAAGAUUUGGUCGAAUUAGGUUGGGAUGUCACCAUAACAGAACCAUUAAAGGGUAAAAAUUUAGCUGAUUCCAACGAUGCUGAUAGUGAAUUUCCAACUGUUAAAAAACCAACUUUGGUUGGUGAAACUACUCAUUUGAUUAAUCAAACUAUUACAGACUCCUUGAAGGAUGAUAAAUUCAUUUUGACUUUAGGUGGUGAUCAUUCAAUUGCCAUGGGCUCCAUUUCUGCAGUUUUGGAAAAAUAUGAUGACUUAUGUCUUUUAUGGAUUGAUGCUCAUGCAGAUAUCAAUACUGUUGAAUCAACAGAGUCAGGGAACUUGCACGGUUGUCCAGUUUCAUUCUUAAUGGGGGUAAAUCCACCAGAUAAAAUCCCAAAGUCAUUGAGUUGGAUCAAAGGUAAUUUAAAACCAAAUAGAAUCGCAUACAUCGGUUUAAGAGAUGUUGAUGAAGGUGAAAAAAAAAUCUUGAAGGAAAAUAAUAUUAAAGCCUUUUCGAUGUACCAUAUUGAUAGAUUUGGGAUUAAUAAAGUAAUUGAAAUGGCAUUGCAAGCCAUUAAUCCAACUGGUAAAUCUCCACUCAUGUGUUCUUUUGAUGUUGAUGCAAUUGAUCCAUUAUACGUGCCAGCUACUGGCACUCCUGUAAGAGGAGGCCUUACUUUAAGAGAGGGUCUGUUCUUGACUGAAAGAUUAGCUGAAACUGGAAAUUUAGUAGCUUUAGAUGUUGUAGAAUGCAAUCCAGAUUUGGCUCAAAAUGAAACUCAUGUUCUAGAUACUAUUUCAGCUGGCUGUGCUAUUGCAAGAUGUGCCUUAGGUGAAACAUUACUGUAA